AUGUCGUUUUUCAACCUCGAGUUCAACCAGUUAACCGGGGCGAUCCCUACCUCCAUUUGGAACCUCUCGUCUCUCGUUCUGUUCUCCGUCAUGUAUAACAGGCUAAGCGGCAGGAUGCCUCCCGACGCAUUCGCCGCCAUGCCCCAUCUCCACCAGAUCCAAAUCAACAACAACCAGUUCCAUGGCCCUUUCCCGGUGUCCAUAGCAAAUGCUUCCAACAUUUCUCUAGUUCAGCUCGACAGCAACCUUUUCGCCGGCAUCAUUCCCCGUGAUAUCGGCAGGUUAAGAAAUCUCAGCAUUCUACUUCUCGGCAACAAUCUGUUUGAAGCUCAUGAGCCAAGAGAUUGGGGAUUCAUAACCGAAUUAACUAAUUGCUCCCAGUUAGGACUGCUGGGAUUGGAUGGUAAUAAGUUUGGAGGUGUUCUUCCAGAUUCACUCUCCAACCUUUCCACGUCACUGUAUGAUCUUCAACUCGGGUCCAACAAGAUCACAGGAAACAUUCCAGAGGGUAUUAGUAACCUCAUCAACUUACAAAAGCUCGACAUGUCGCACAACUUCUUCACGGGAAGUCUCCCCUCUUCAUUGGGAAGGCUUCCAAAAUUGGCCAGUUUCUAUGUCAUUGCAAAUAAGUUGGCCGGGCCGGUCCCGUCGGCCAUAGGAAAUCUUACUGAACUAUCUGAUUUGCGGCUCGACAUGAACGCGUUCAGUGGUAGAAUACCAAGCGCACUUGGAAACCUGGCAAAGCUCUCCUCACUAGGUCUUUCAGCAAAUAGUUUCAUUGGUCCCAUACCCAGCACAUUAUUCAGCAUCCAAACACUCUCGAUGGUACUUGAUGUGUCACACAAUAAUAUAGAGGGAUCCAUACCACAAGAAAUCGGGAACCUGCAAAAUUUAGCAGAAUUGCAUCUAGAGUCAAACAAAUUAUCUGGUGAAAUCCCCACCACCGUUGGAGAGUGUCGAUUUCUAAAAAGUCUUUAUCUGCAAAACAACUCCCUGAAUGGUAGCAUCCCAUCAACCCUGAAUCAACUGAAGGAUCUUGAAACUCUUGACCUGUCAAGCAACAACUUGUCAGGCCAGAUACCCAAGUUCCUUGGCAACAUCAGCAUGCUCCAGUAUCUGAACCUUUCCCUUAACCGGUUUGUCGGAGAAGUGCCGACCUUUGGUGUCUUCGCAAAUGCUACUUCAAUCUCAAUCGAAGGCAACGUUGAACUUUGUGGUGGAAUACCUACUCUGCAUUUGCUUCCCUGUUCUUCUCAAAUAGCACACAGGAAACACAAACUUUUAGCGGUUCCUAUUGUUCUAUCUCUCAUUGCAACACUAGUCGUGCUUGUAACACUGUACAAGCUUAGCAUGCGGCACAAGAAAAAUAGAAGACAAACCCUUUCACCUACAUCCAUGAAAAGCCAUCCAAAGCUAUCUUAUUCACAGCUGGUAAAUGCAACAGAUGGGUUUUCAGCAGCCAACUUUUUGGGUUCUGGAUCGUUUGGGAUUGUGUACAAGGGAGAGCUAUAUGACCAAGUAGGCAAUAGAACAAUUGUCGCUGUGAAGGUACUGAAACUUCAAACUCCCAAGGCACUCAAGAGUUUCGCCGCCGAAUGUGAAGCACUUAGAAACAUCCGGCACAGAAAUAUUGUCAAGAUAGUCACGAUCUGCUCAACCUUUGAUACUAGAGGGCAUGGUUUCAAAGCAAUUGUUUAUGAAUUCAUGUCCAAUGGUAGCCUAGCUGGGUGGCUACAUCCCGAGCAAACAGAGCCGAAGCAACUGAACCUGUGUGUUAGAGUGACCAUACUACUUGAUGUGGCUUGUGCGCUGGAUUAUCUUAGCUAUCAAGGAGGCUUCUUUGUACAUUGUGAUGUUAAGCCAAGUAAUGUGCUCCUAGAUGCUGAGAUGGUAGCCCACGUUGGAGAUUUUGGACUUGCAAGCCAAUGCUGGGAAUUUUCUGUCGAGGAGAACUCAUCUCUCGAACUGUCAAAGAGCUCGAUGGGACUUACAGGAGCAAUAAACUCAUCUUUCCAACAGUCAACGAGCACGAUGGGAUUUAGGGGAACAAUUGGUUAUGCUGCACCAGAAUAUGGGGCUGGAAACAAGGUGUCAACAAACGGAGACAUUUACAGUUACGGGAUUCUUGUUCUAGAAACUGUAACUGGGAAGAGGCCCACAGACAUCAUAUUCAGACAAAGACUGAGGCUCCGUGAAUACGUUGAGCAAGCUCUGGGUCAUAGCAUGAUGGAUGUUAUCGACAAGCGGCUCCAAGAUGAGCUCCAGACCGCGGAUGAUAUUUCAAGGAAGAAAAAGAUGGAUUGUCUGACAUCGCUGCUCGAACUGGGAAUGUGGUGCUCUGACGAAACACCGACGCGCAGAAUGCUAACUGGAGAUAUCGUCAGGCAAUUGGAGGCCAUCAAAGAAUCCCUUUCUUAG
This is a messenger RNA of Triticum turgidum subsp. durum (durum wheat), 2418 nucleotides long. The record is from the annotation of a GenBank genome assembly. NCBI's taxonomy places the organism in Eukaryota, Viridiplantae, Streptophyta, Magnoliopsida, Poales, Poaceae.